Acinonyx jubatus (cheetah) is the source of this 1805-nucleotide messenger RNA. It is a transcript of the gene PRRG3, whose product is annotated as proline rich and Gla domain 3. Lineage: Eukaryota; Metazoa; Chordata; Mammalia; Carnivora; Felidae. The record is from RefSeq and is a predicted model, not a curated record. Gene Ontology annotation, cellular component: extracellular region. Bases 280 to 975 code for a protein of 231 amino acids. Gene Ontology annotation, molecular function: calcium ion binding. The transcript has 4 exons.
CUUGCUGGCCCGCCCUCCCUCCCCCUCGGCCCGCUCUCCUCACCCCCACCCCUCUCCUGUCCUCCGCCUGGCGGCCCGGCUCGCGGUGCGGCGCGACGAUCGCGGCCUGGCGAUCAGGGCACGGUGGUCGUGGCGCUCGAGGGUGGCGCGCAAGGCGCGGGGCGCGAGGCCAGACCUGGCGCAGCGGGGCGUGGGGGCGGGCAGCGGCGGAGUCCCCAGAGGAGAGCAGGGGCAGGGGGGUGCCGAGGCAAGUGAGACACGGGAUCUAAGGGAGCAGCGAUGGCAGUGUUUCUGGAGGCCAAGAAUGCCCAUUCUGUCCUGAAACGGUUCCCUCGUGCCAAUGAAUUCCUGGAGGAGCUGCGCCAGGGUACCAUCGAGCGAGAGUGCAUGGAGGAGGUCUGCAGCUAUGAGGAGGUCAAGGAGGUGUUUGAGGACAAAGAGAAAACGAUGGAGUUCUGGAAGGGGUACCCGAAUGCAGUCUACUCAGUUCGAGACCCUACACAAAGCCCAGAUGCCAUGUAUGUGGUCGUUCCCCUUCUGGGGGUGGCGUUGCUGAUUGUCAUUGCCUUGUUCAUCAUCUGGAGGUGCCAGCUGCAGAAAGCCACACGACAUCACCCCUCGUAUGCUCAGAACCGGUACCUAGCCAGUCGCGCAGGGCACAGCCUCCCCCGGGUCAUGGUGUACCGGGGCACUGUGCAUAGCCAGGGGGAGUCCUCUGCGCACCGUGAGGCAGGGAGCUAUCCUCAGGUGGUGCUGGGGCCUAGUCGAGGGGGCAGAACCACGGUCCGCCUUGAGAGCACCCUCUACCUCCCUGAGCUCUCUCUCUCCAGGCUGUCCAGUGCCACCCCUCCCCCAUCCUACGAGGAGGUAACUGCACCCCAGGAGAGCAGCAGUGAGGAGGCAAGUGUCUCUUACAGUGACCCACCCCCAAAGUAUGAGGAGAUAGUGGCCACCAACCCUGGCUCAGACAAGUAGUAGAACUCAUGUCCUGUCCAGUAUGAAAGCCUCUUUCAGGGGUCUCUUAUUUUAUUUUUAACUUCUUAAAGACUGUGCCACCACAAAACAGCCUUAGCCUCCUUGUUGCCAAAUAAUUUCCUAACCGUGGAUUUGUAGGAAGUCAGUUGUCAGAGACAGGUGGAGGGGGGUAGGGAACACACCUGCGUCAAAGCCCCUGGGGAGAGCUACAGUCCAGAGAGUCCAGCUCUUCCAGAAGCUCCCAUGCUCCUGCCAUGCUGUCCUCUCAUCAGGAACUGGCUUCUCUUAUGCCAAAGGUAUUACACCAUUGAGUUGAUUGUGGCCAGAAUGUCCAUAGGCUCAGGCCCUGGGGCUGUGCAGCUGGCUGGAGACCUGUCUGUGUUUGGAUGCCUAGGCCACAGAGAUGAGGGAGAGAAGCUAGCCCUUCAGCAACACCCUUUCCUCAACAGUCCUGUGCUUUCUGUCCUUGCUUACAUUUUGAGGACAGGGACAGGACUGAACAAAAAACAAAAACAGUAAUAACAAAUAAAUGACCAACACAAUAAAACAAAACAAUAUAAUGGGCCAUUUAUAGGUGACUGGGGGAAGUCAGCUCUGUGAUACUCCCCUGCCCCAACAUCUGCCCCGACUCCAGAUUUUUAAAAGGAAUAUCUAGAGCAAGCCGGAAGGAGGGCAGGGUGUGUGAAGGAUGAGAGGCAGGGGCCCGGCUGCCAGAUUGAACACGAGGCCCACAUGAACUUUGCCAUCCUGGGGGCUAGCUCUGCUUCUAGUGUGCUUGGCCUCCUGAAGACCUUGGCUUUCCAGAUGUGUACUGGCUGUGCUAAAACUGC